Aspergillus sclerotioniger CBS 115572 is the source of this 1529-nucleotide messenger RNA. Its product is annotated as putative integral membrane protein Pth11-like. Bases 263 to 1273 code for a protein of 336 amino acids. The transcript is spliced from 6 exons. The record is from RefSeq and is a predicted model, not a curated record. Lineage: Eukaryota; Fungi; Ascomycota; Eurotiomycetes; Eurotiales; Aspergillaceae.
GCCUUGGAACAAAUGUGAUGUAUGGACGCUGAAUAUGCAGCUGCAAAUUGGUAACCAUGCAGAUCAGGAUACGUCCAACGUCCCUAGGCUACCAGCCCUUCUCCCUACCCAAAAAUAGGCCUGUCAAGAAUUAUUUAUGAGGAUCGUUGUCUGCAACAAUGCCUCCGAUUCCAAAUACCUGCAGCCACGAACUAUCCAUCACCUGCAAGCAUCAACCUGCAGUCAUUCUACCCGACCAUAGUCUAUCCUUACCACCGCCGUUAUGUCGUUGGAUCAAGUCUCAGAUAGUGGCACCUCGGGUGACUUUGAGCAUCCCAAUCAGAAUCUCCGCCGGUCGGUUAUCAUUGCACUUUAUUUCGCUUUCAUUUUGUCCACCGUUGCAGUAGCCCUGCGCCUUCUCGCCAGAAAGAUCACUGGUAGCAAGUUGUACCUGGAUGACUACCUCAUCAUAAUAGCUUUGCUUUUCAAAUAUGGCUGUUCGAUCGGUGUUACCAUUCUUCUGUUCAACGGCCUGGGAUCUCACAUCACCAUGAUUCCACAAAAAAACCUGACAGUUUACUUUAAGAUCGGAUGGUCCAACUCUUUCGUCUACACCUGCUGCGUCGCAUUCAUCAAAUUAUCCAUCCUUGCAGUCUACAAGCGGCUGUUCGCAGCCAAGAGCAUGACAAUCUCAGUAAACAUUGUCGGAACAAUUGUUAUUCUUUGGGCCCUGAGUGUCAGCAUUGCCGGUGUCUUGAACUGUGUCCCAGUGCACAAGUUCUGGGACCGCACAGUCCCGGGACACUGCGUCGACACAGUCAGCUACUACUAUGGCCAACAAAUCCCCAAUAUCCUCACGGAUGUGGUCCUCCUGGUCAUGCCAUUGAAGAGUGUCUGGGCUUUGCCAAUCUCAAAAGCACAGCGCCUGUUGCUUUCGGGAGUUUUUCUCGUGGGAAUCCUGACUCUAUGCUUCGACAUCGUCCGUCUAGUCGCUAUGAUCCAGCUCACCCAGGCCGGUCCAGAUAUCACCUACAACCAAGUCCCCGUCGUAGUCUGGACCUGCAUGGAAGCAGCAGUGGGAAUAACAGCUGCAUGUCUGUCACAUAUCCGACCACUAUUCAACGUCAAGCUCUGGACCCGACUCCGGACCUCUUCACAGGAACCCGAGAAGAGGCAGCUCAACUCGGCGACCUCUGAGGCGUUCUCGACCGAUCGGACACUCUUCGAUCCCUGUGGUACUCAAACUACGAUCUACAGUGGUCAUGAGGCUUGUGUUGAGGCAGGGAAAGCUUAGUUGCUAUCCCGACCUAGUCAAGCAACCUGGCGGGAAAGCUCGUGGCACUACGUACCGACAUUAUUCUCUAGCAACCUUUCUGCUCCACUCUUUUGACCCUUUGACCUUUCAUCGAAAUGUAUAUAGAUGCCUAGUUCUUGUUCAUCAAUGCGAUACCCUGACAGAAUUCCAGACAUGAUAUCGUUUUGAAUGACAUAUAUAGAAGAAGGUCAAGACGGUUCGCAACUUCCGGCAAAACCAAAAACUGUAGCAGGCA